Messenger RNA from Amoebophrya sp. A25, 631 nucleotides. NCBI's taxonomy places the organism in Eukaryota, Dinophyceae, Syndiniales, Amoebophryaceae. The record is from the annotation of a GenBank genome assembly.
AUUCAGAACGACCGAUCCCGUCAAAUGUCUUCAUCCUAGUAGAGGAGAGGCCUGCACAGACAAUCGGAGACAAUGCGAGUUUCAUGACAAAGGCUACUGCAAGAUGGUACAAAAGAACGCGGAGCAAGGAAUCUGCAAACAGGACUACUGUAAGACCGACGGGGCUUCUGCUGAUGAUCCAGAAUACUGUACGCCCGAAGCGGCCAUAGAUCUGAGACAAAGAUGCAAAGAUGCUCCGCUCGACUGUUGGCGGGGGGAUACGUGCAGAUCGAUCAGGGACAUGUCGCACGAGAGUAGCUAUUAUUAAGGCUCUGCCUAAUCCAUCUCUCUGAGCACCUCUCAACCAUAUGCACUCCAAUACAAGGGCAAUGCUGGCGCAUAUCUUUGAGGCGUUUCCAUCAGGGAUGAACUGGGGAGAGCUCUAAUUUAUCUUUAUUUGCGGUAAGGCGAGGCUUGACGCGUGCAGCGGUGAGGCAUAUUAUAAAGCUAACAAAGUUUGGUGUACAGUUGACCUUGUUUCUCAUAUUUUAUGCAAGGCCGACAGGUUCAAAGACCACCCCGUCUGCAAAAAGAUAAGGCAAGAGACACAACGCAACACUGCGCGUGCGGGCUCCUUUCUCCAGAUUCCUAC